AUGAAGACAUCUGCCAAGGGUUUGAAAAUGGAUCCGUUACGAGGCGCCGGCCAGUGGAUGAAGAGGAUUCUGAUGUUGUACGUAGUCCUGGAGGUAGUUCAAGCCACUCUGGAUCUACAACUGGACGAGGAGCAACCGGCGGGAACUAUCGUCGGCGACAUAAGCGCAGGGCUUCCACCCGGCAUCACGGCGGCGCUCUACUUCAUUUCCGACCACGAAGGUACGGGCGUCAGCACCGAUUUGGACAUCGAUGAGAGCACGGGAAUUAUCAAGACGGCUAAGGUUCUGGACCGAGAACUGAGGGAUAGGUACAACUUCAUCGCGGUCACCAUGACGGGCGUGACGGUGGAGGUGACGGUCAAGGUGAACGAUAUCAACGACCACGGGCCGGCUUUUCCGAAGAAACACGCUGCUUUCAGAAUCCCGGAGCAGACGGCUAUCGGGACCAGGUUUCCUCUGGACCCGGCGGUGGACGCGGAUGGAGGUCACUUCACCACGCAGGGUUACCUGAUUAAGGACGGAAACAUCGGGCAGGCUUUCACCUUGGAGACCAGGAGGGGGAGCAAUGAAGUCCUGUAUCUGGACUUGGUGGUCAACGCCAUACUGGACAGGGAGAAAAGAUCGACCUACACUUUGUCCAUCGAGGGUUUCGACGGCGGUUCUCCUCAAAGAACUGAUCGCAUGACCUUAGAUAUCACCGUCCAGGAUAUUAACGACAACGCUCCGGUGUUUAAUCAGAGCCGCUACCACGCCAUCAUAUCCGAGAACCUGCAACCGGGGAACAACAUCUUGCAGGUGUUCGCCACAGACGCCGACGAGGGUGACAACGGCGCGGUGACGUACGAGAUCAACCGGAGACAGAGCGAUCCGGAUCGUUACUUUGUUGUCGACCCCAACACGGGGAUGGUCGCCCUCAACAAGCCGUUGGACUUUGAGAUGCGGCGCGUCCACGAACUAGUGGUGCAAGCCCAAGACAACGCCACGCAUCCGGAGGUGACCAACGCCUUCGUCACCAUCCACGUCAGGGACUACAACGACAACCAGCCCACCAUGACGAUAAUUUUCCUAAGCGAGGACGGCUCGCCUCAGAUCUCGGAAGGCGCGCAACCGGGGCAGUACGUGGCCCGGAUAUCCGUCACCGACCCGGACUAUGGCGAGUACGCCAACGUUAAUGUGUCCUUGGAGGGCGGAGACGGGAAAUUCGGUCUUACCACAAAAGACAGCAUCAUCUAUCUGGUCUGCGUGGAUCAGAUUCUCGAUCGGGAGGAGAGAGACGUUUACGAUUUAAGGGUUUUGGCGACGGACUCGGGCACACCUCCUCUCCGGGCCGAAUCCUCUUUCACCAUCGAGGUGACAGACGUAAACGACAACCCGCCGCUGUUCGACCAAACGGCAUACCGGCAGGUCAUCCCGGAAGUGGUGUUCCCUGGGAGUUUUGUCUUACAGGUGACGGCCAGAGACAGAGACCAAGGACCCAACGGGGACAUUACCUACAGCAUCCUACGGGAUAAAGGGGUCUUUGCCGACUGGUUCAGCAUAGACGCCGUGACGGGGAUUAUCACUACUCUGUCCCAGCUGGAUUACGAAAAGAACCCCAAUCCUAGCAUAACGGUAGUAGCUACGGAUGCAGGGAAACCGCCCCUAUCUUCCACCGCGGUGGUCAACGUGGUACUUCAGGAUAAUAACGACAACGAACCAGUCUUUGAGAACAACUUCUACAACGUCUCCGUCAAUGAGGACGUGGCUCCGGGAACGUGCAUCCUGGAGGUGCAAGCGACGGACGCUGACGGCGGCUCUUUUGGCUCCAUUAGUUACUCCCUGAACCCGAGCCUGAACGGCGCGGUCACCUCCCAGUUCACCAUUGACAAAGAGACGGGGGUCAUCUGCACUCGCGCCGCGCUGGAUCGGGAUCAAGGCCAGAGCAGCUACGACUUCACGGUCACCGCCGUGGACGGGGGAGGACUGAGCACGCUGGCCUACGUGAAGGUAGAUCUGCUGGACGUGAACGAUAACAGACCUGCUUUUUACCCGCUGAGCUACGCCGUCAGUCUCAGCUCGCAGAGCGCCCCCGGGACUUCCGUGGUCCGGGUGAUCGCCAAAGACGCCGACGCGGGAGAGAACGGGCGGAUUACGUACAGGACCGUAUCCGGAGGGUCUUCACCGUACUUCACCCUCAACAAAGACACGGGUGUGAUCUCGCUGUCUCGGUCCGUCCACGGCAAGGCCAACACGGUCAUACCGAUGGUGAUCUCCGCCCAGGACGGCGGCGGUCUGACCGCCCCGGUGAACGCCAAGGUCAACAUCAGCGUGGUGGCGGGUGCGGUGGCGCCCCCCGUGUUCGAACAGACGCACUACUACUUCACAGUUCCCGAGGAUGUUUUGCAAGGGACUGUCGUGGGCAACGUCCUGGCCAAGAGUAAGACAGGCUCUCCCAGAGACAUGGCCUACACCAUCAGUUCUGGGGACCCCACAGGGUACUUUACAGUUGAUCCAGACACGGGGACUCUGCGGACCAGUCUCUCCCUGGACCACGAAGCUCAACCGACGCUCGACUUGGAAGUGCAAGUCCGUACCGGGAAUCCCCCGGCUUUCGGCCAGACUCGCGUUCACGUCACCGUCGAGGACGUCAACGACAACCCGCCCGUGUUCCUUCCCUCGUCUUCGGAGUCUCUGAUGCUACCCGAACAAACAGAAAUGGGGACCGUGGUGUAUCGCGUACAAGCUGAGGACAGAGACUCCGGUGUCAACGGACAAUUGUCCUUUGAUUUAUCAUCUACGAGUGAGAACCAGAGAGCUUUCAGCAUAGAACGCAACAGCGGAGAGAUACGAUUGGUUGGCGCUCUCAACUAUGAGAGCAUCCCACGGUAUGAUCUCCAAGUUAUUGCCAAAGAUGCUGGAGUACCUCAGCUCAGUGCGACCUUUAUGCUAGUGGUUCACGUCCAAGCGGAGAAUAACCAGGGACCUGUGUUUGAUACUCUGAGCUACAGAGUCGAGCUAAAAGAAGGAACGCCAAUUAAUACUCGCUUCCUGCGAGUGCGAGCGCUUAACAGAGAAUCAACCGGCUCUGGUUACUUCAGUUCUCUUUCUUAUCACCUGCGACCGGAUAGCGACGCGGCCAGUUUUGCCAUCGCUUCGGACAGCGGUUGGCUCUUUGUGAAGAGCGCCCUGGACCGAGAAGUUAAGGACAUGUAUCUCCUGACCGUGCUAGCCAGCGCUGGUGACGGACAGCUCAAAAAGACCGGCAGCGCCACCGUCAGGAUAUCCGUCACGGAUGAGAACGACAACCCUCCUCGGCUGACGCGCGCUAGAAUCUUCAUGACCGUGAGGGAAAACCUGCCGGCAGGGACGGGCUUCGGUCACGUGUUGGCGACGGAUCGCGACAGCGGCUCCAACGGACGAAUCAGUUACCGCCUGCUGCACUCUGAUCGGAACUUCCAGAUCAAUUCGCAUACAGGUGAGAUGAGCACCAGGGCCACUUUGGACAGGGAGCAGCAGUCCAGCUACCAGCUAGCCGUGGUUGUGCAGGACGGAGGCUCACCUUCACGUAGCGCUACCGGUACAGUCUUCAUUAGCGUGCUGGAUGACAAUGACAACACCCCGGUAUUUGUCAACAGCCAUCUGGGGAAGAAGCUCAUCUUACAGGUGUCAGAGGGUCAGUCCUCUGGGGUCCUACUGGGCACGGUACAAGCCAAAGACCCUGACGAAGGAGAGAAUGGCACCGUAAUCUACUCUUUGUCAGGUCCGAGGGCCGAGCGCUUCUUCCUGAACCCCAACACGGGCGAACUGCACUCCUCGUCGCCCCUCAGCCACUCGGAGCGCCCCGAGUACGCCUUGACGGUGACGGCUAGCGAUCGAGGACUUCCGCCUCGCAGCGCCUCCUGCUCCCUCGCCGUCCAGGUUCUCAGCACGAGCAGACCGUCUUCAAAGACCAACUCGCAUUCUAUCGCUUUCAACUCCGUGGAGGAGGCCGAACCGGGUUCGGUGGUCGGUUCCGUGCGCCUUCAUGACGUGGAAACCCAGGGCGAGGUGACCUACAUGGUGGUCGGGGGCACCGAUAAGGACGGGACCUUUGUGGUGGAUCGCUCCACCGGAGACGUCUACCUGGCUAAGCCUCUGGACUACGAGCAGGAUGCGCACUACGCGCUUAAGAUCGAAGUCGACGACUUCUCCCGAGACCCGCCCGUCAGCACGCUGGUUUACUUGGAUAUUAACGUCAACGAUAGCAAUGACCACGCACCGGAGUUUCCGGAGGACCCCGUGACGAUCGUGAUCUCCGAGAGCGUACGACCGGGCGCUUCCGUCUUCACGUUCCAGGCCACGGACAAAGACGGCAGUGGCCCCAAUAGCGAGCUGAGGUACUCCAUCGUACGACAGUUCCCAGACGUACCCGGUCUGCUCACGCUGGACCCUUCCACCGGGGUCCUGACCUUAAAUCGAGAACUGGACCACGAGAUCGACCCUAGUUUGGUCUUGGUGGUCAAAGCGACCGACUCGGCUUUGGACCACAACGCGAGGCAGUGGAGUUCCGUCACGGCGAGGAUUUACGUUACGGACGAGAACGACAACCCGCCGGUGUUCAGCUCGCCGACGGCGGUGAGCGUGAUGGAGGACCAGCCCGUCGGCUUCGUGGCGCUCUACGUCAUGGCCAGGGAUGCGGAUAAAGGAGAGAACGGCAGGGUGACUUACAGAAUCCAGUCUGGGAACACGGGCGGAAGCUUCAGUCUCAACCCCAACACCGGUUCUUUGUCUAUCUUCAAAACUUUGGACCGCGAAGAGCAGGAGGUUUUCAACCUGACCGUGGUGGCCGAGGACCACGGCACCCCUCGCCAUUCUACCACCCAGCUGCUGCGCGUCUACGUGGUGGACGUCAAUGACGAAGCGCCCCGGUUCGAAGAGAGCAGUUACGAGGCCCAAAUCGCGGAAAACCAACCGCGAGGGUCGGCUGUGUUGACGGUAUCGGCCUUCGACCUGGACCAAGGAUCCAAUGGCAAGGUGACGUACGAUGGCCUCUCAGUAGAGGGUUUUACGAUCAACCCCGUAACUGGCGUCAUCACCACCACUCAGCCACUGGACAGGGAACAGCAAGAGUACUACACGGUCACAGUUUACGCAAAAGAUGGCGGGCUUCCCCCGAACUACGCCAAAGCAACCGUGAAGAUCCGGGUGCUGGACGAGAACGACAACGCCCCCAUAUUUGGAAGACUGUACUACGGCAUCGAGGUGCCGGAGAAUUUGGAGUCCAGGGUUCUUUUCACGCUACGAGCCACCGAUCGGGACUCGGGGGACGGUGGGAAGAUCAACUAUCAAAUUACAGAUGGUGACCCUGCCGGAGAUUUCCACUUGGACAGACAGUCUGGUGCCCUGUCCACCUCUGGGCCUUUGGACCGUGAAAACACAGCCAGAUACACCUUGACAGUGACCGCCCAGGAUCAGGCCCGCCCGUCUCGUAGCAGCACCGCCACCGUAGAAGUGACCAUCAUGGACAUGAACGACCACAGCCCCCAGUUUACCACCAGCAGCUACACCGCGGAUGUGUCAGAAGACGUACCGAUUGGCUCUUUGGUUCUGGAUGUGAAGGCUACAGAUCUGGACGAGGGCCCCAACAGCCAGGUUGUCUACUUCCUGAGCCAGGGCUCCAAAAGUAUGUUCAUCAUAGAUCAAAACAUGGGCCGCAUCAUCACAGCGGCGCCUCUAGAUAGAGAGCGAACCGCCUCUUAUACCUUCGAUGUGUGCGCCACCGACUCCUCGCCGUCGAACCCUCGCAACUCCACCGCCAGGGUCACCGUCCAUAUUCAGGACGUCAACGACAACGCCCCAUUCUUCAUUCAGGACCCUCUUAUUUUGAACAUUUCCGCCGGUAGCCUUUCAAACCAAAGAGUGCUAGCCACCAUGAGGGCAGAGGACAAGGACUUCGGGGCAAAUGGGUCCGUGUUUUAUCGAUUCGCCCACUCCGUCAGGGGUUUCACUAUCAACUCCCUGACGGGAGCCAUCCAAGCCACUGAGAAUCUGCAAGGUCUGACCCAAAGCCAGAGGACGUUGAUUGUGCAAGCAAUGGAUCAGGGCAACCCGGCUCAGUCCUCCUUGGGGGUGGUCAUUGUUUAUAUCAAGGAGCAGAUGUACAGGGGGAUUCGCUUCUCUCGCGCGGCGCGAGACGUCAGUCUGCAGGAGAAUGCCGCAAAAGGCACAGUUGUGACACAGACCCAAGCCCAGUACCCAGAUGGCUCUCAAAAUGGUGUCAUUUACAGUCUUUUCAGUGGAAACCAGUUGCAAUCUUUUGGAAUAAACACCAUCACCGGAGAAAUAUGGGUCCAGAAAUCUGAAGGACUAGACUACGAGGAGACCCCUAAACUCCGCCUUGUGGUGAAAGCCGAGACGGCGUCCUCCAGCUCCUACAUGGCGGUGAACUUAAUCCUGCAGGACGUCAAUGACAAUUUGCCUCGCUUCCAACUGCAGAACUACGUGGCCUAUAUCCGAGAGGCGCAGGGUCAUGAUUUUCCCAUUAUCCAGGUCGCAGCGGACGAUCUGGACCAGGGACAAAACGGCCAGGUGACGUAUUCCAUUCGGUCGUCAUCCAUGAGUGGGUUGUUCAAGAUAGACCCAAUGACUGGCAGUAUAAGCACUACAGCCAUCAUGGAUAGAGAGAUCUGGACACAAACAAAGCUCGUCGUCACAGCGACGGACCGCGGAUCUCCGCGAUUGGCCGGCUCGGCCACCCUCACGGUUAUCAUCAUCGAUCUCAAUGACAACAGUCCCAUGAUUCCUCUGCCGAGAGAGAUCCGAGUGCCUGAGGACACUUUGAUUGGCACCGUUAUCAGUCAAGUGACAGGAAACGACGUGGAUUCCGGGCCGGCCCUCUCCUACACACUCUACCUGGAUGGCGACAGCAAGGGCAUGUUUGGAAUCCACUGCUUUGGUGGCGGCGUGGCUCUAACCAGAGCUUUGGACUACGAGGAGAGGACAUGGUACACUUUGACCAUCCGGUCGUCCGACUCGAAACAUCAAAGCGAAGCCAAUCUAACCGUUCUAGUGGAAGACGUCAACGACAAUGCGCCUGCCUUCACUCAGGACUUGUAUCAGGUGACGGUAUCAGAGCAUCUCCCAGAAGGCAGUGCUCUCAUCACCGUAACCGCGACUGACUCCGACUCCGGGGACAACGGAAAGAUUACCUACAAAGUCAUGUCGUCCACCAGGGGUUUCUUCUCUAUCGACCCAAGCAACGGCACACUGUUCGUCAAGCAAAAAACAGAAUUCAACUUUGAAAAUCCGUCCAUCCUCGUGGUCGUUGAGGCUCGAGACCAGGGGACCCCAUCGCUCUCCUCCGUGGCUACCAUCCAAGUCCAAGUGUCCGACAUCAACGACAACGCCCCUGUCUUCCAUCAGUCCGAAUACAGAGCCACCGUGUCUGAAGACGAGCUUCCCGGCUCCACGGUUCUGACCCUGGAGGCGGCGGACGGUGACCUGUCACGGGACAACUCUGGUUUCGAUUUCGCCAUUGCCAGCGGCAACUCCGGUAAUGCCUUCCAGAUUGAGAGCAGCGUGCGCUUCUUGGAAGGCAGAGGUUUCCAGACAGUCGGUAGCCUGAUCCUUGUGGAAGAGCUGGAUUUUGAAGCCGUUUCCAGUUAUAACUUGACCGUGGUGGUGUCAGACCGCGGGAUACCCCAGCGUAGCUCCUGCGUACCGAUCUUAAUCAGCAUUAAGGACGUCAACGACAACCCUCCGGCUUUCAGUCGAGGAGAAUACAGCGUGGUGCUGAGCGAGAGCGCCGCCGCGGGGACGGAAGUGUUGCAUCUGUCUGCCACGGAUCCAGACUCUGCUCCCAAUGGGGAGGUGCAUUAUUCCAUAAGCUCGGGGGACAAAACGAGCCUUUUCCAGGUAGACCAGUGGACCGGGGCCUUGAAGCUGCAGAGACCACUAAGCACCGAGAAGCAGUUAACCCAUAUGAUUGUAGUCCAAGCUACCGACGGCUUGGGAAAAUAUGCCUUUGCUCCCGUCAGCAUUGACGUGAAGGACAUCAACGACCACCGGCCUUUCUUUCCGCUCAGUCAAGUAACGGCGAGCAUCAGGGAGAACCAGCCGAAAAACGCCUUAGUGACCAUGCUACACGCCAUCGACCAUGACAAAGGGGUCUUUGGAAAGUUGAGAUAUUACUUGCUAGAGGACUCUCAAGACGGAAAAGAAUUGUUCUUUAUCAACCAAACAUCUGGAGAAGUGCGGACUCGGUCGACUUUUGAUUUUGAGAAGGUCGAAUCCUUUAAUUUUAUGGUCGCGGCAAUGGACUCCGGCAACUAUUCCGCCACUGUCACGGUGCAGGUUUAUGUCUCAGGGGAGGACGAGUACGAUCCAGUUUUUACAUCCCCGGAGUACUCGUUCAAAGUACCCGAGGACGCCAAGGAAGGUCAGAUCAUCGGCAGAGUGCAAGCCAAAGAUGAAGACGGAGGUUUAGAUGGUAUUGUCUUGUACUCGCUGUCAGGGAAUUCGCCUUAUUUUGAAGUCAACCAAUCAACCGGUGCCGUUUCCCUCAAGAUGGACAGCUAUAGUAGACACGUAAGCCGCUCCAAACGAGAAGUCCGCCUCAUGACGCUGGGCCUGACGGCCCACAGCCCUCUGGAAAACUCGCGCACGGCUGCGGUCAAAGUGACCGUGGACGUCAGCCACACCUCUUUCGGUCUCGCCACAGACAUGAACUUGCUGCUUGUAAGUGUCAUCGCCGUGUCACUCGGAACAAUAGUCAUUUUGUGCAUAAUUGCCGUGGCGCUCUUUUUUGUCAAACUGAGGCGCCAGCGGAAAGAGCAAAAGAGACACAGGAGAACCAAGGCUUCGGCAACCAUGUUGCAUAAAUUCGAGGAGACAAAAAUAGCCACGAAUGAGAUUAUUUACCACCAGGCUCUUCCUGGUUUUGCUGCCGACCAGAGCAGCGGUAGCAGCAGCAGCGGAGGGCCUUACACCCGUGGGGGGUCCUUGGACCCCUCACACUCCAGCGGUCGUGGCUCCGCGGAGGCCGAGGCGGCGGAGGAUGACGAGAUCCGGAUGAUAAAUGAAUACCCUCGCGUGUCCAGCAUCUCCUCGUCCAUGCAAGAGCGCAUGUCCGCCCGGGGUCCCGACUCUGGCAUCCAGCAGGACGCCGACCAGCUAUCCGACGUGUCUUGCGAGCCUUCGAUCGAUUGGUUCAAAGGGAAGAAAAUGGGCAGUUUGAAUAGCACCCUGCUAGCCGGGCAGGUGCCGAUCUACCGAGAUGAUGGGGGCGGCUACGUAGGCGUGGGACGUAGUCUUAGCGUCUCCAAUCAUAAGGACUAUACGUUUCCCGAGGACGGAAAACCGGCAGUGGACGGCUCCUUGACCGCCAUCGUGGCCAGCGACGAAGAACUGAGGGGCAGCUACAACUGGGACUACCUGCUAAACUGGUGCCCCCAGUUCCAACCUUUAGCCAGCGUUUUCACCGAGAUAGCUCGUUUAAAAGACGAAACUGCCCCCGCUCAUCCCCGCCGCUCCUUCCACCGCAAAUGCAAAGAGUCCAGAAUCGACCCGCCGCCGCUUAUCACCUCCGUAGCGCACCCCGGCGCAAAGACUGUUCCGCCAAAGCCGGCCGCGGGGAGGACCUUCCCCCACCUGUCCACGUUCCGGAGGUCCCCGCUCAGCAGCGAGGGAUCCAUCUGCUCGGCGGCAAUGUCCCCGAGUUUCUCCCCGUCCCUGUCGCCGCUGGCGGCGCGCUCUCCUGCCGUCACACCCUUUAGCGUCUCCCAGGGACCGUCGGCGUCCGUCAUCAGUACGACGGAACACAACCUGGAGAACAUCGACGAAGCCGAACUGAGGAUUUGA
Molecule: messenger RNA, 9816 nt
Organism: Nerophis lumbriciformis (worm pipefish)
Lineage: Eukaryota; Metazoa; Chordata; Actinopteri; Syngnathiformes; Syngnathidae
Source: RefSeq, a predicted model, not a curated record